This is a messenger RNA of Coregonus sp. 'balchen', 3307 nucleotides long. NCBI's taxonomy places the organism in Eukaryota, Metazoa, Chordata, Actinopteri, Salmoniformes, Salmonidae. The record is from the annotation of a GenBank genome assembly.
UUUUUACUGUCCCACCCUAAAUCCCCAUUUAGGCUUUACCUCCAAAUGAGUUACCUUUUUUCCCAUUUAAAGACUGCAACCCUUGGACAAUUCUGAUAUGGCAUGUGUGACAGUGAGUUAGCAAGAUAUCUCUGUGAUACUUGUAUUUGUAUGUCUGUUUGAUAGAGUGAGAAAGAGAUUUGACAGGGUUUUGAUUGUGUACCACAGUAAUUCUACUCCGGAUAGAAUGAACUCCCUCUCCGUCUAUGUCAUACUGGGUGAGCUCCUCUACAUUUUUUAUUUCCUCAUUGACUAAUUAGAAUUGUCUUAAUUGUUCAUAUACAUUUCCAGUGGAGUAAAGUACUUAAGUCAAAAUACUUUAAAUUACUACUUAAGUAGCUUUUUGGGGGUAUCUGUACUUUACUAUGUAUUUUUUGGAUAAAUUUUACUUCACUACAUUCCUAAAGAAAAUAAUGUACUUUUUACUCCAUAAAUUGUCCCUGACAACCAAAGGUACUCGUUACAUUUUGAAUGCUUGGCAGGAAAGGAAAAUUGUCCAAUUCAUACACUUAUCAAGAGAACACGUGGUCAACCCUACUGCCUCUGAUCUGGCAAACUAACUAAACACAAAUGCAUAAUUCGUAAAUGAUGUCUGACUGUUGGACUGUGCCCAUGGCUAUCCGUCAAUUUUAAAAACAAGAAAAUGGUGCCGUCUGCUUUGCUUAAUAUAAGGAAAUUGAAAUUAUUUAUACAUUUACUUUUGAUACUUAAGUAUAUUUAGAACCAAAUACUUUUAGACUUUUACUCAAGUAGUAUUUUACUGGGUGACUUUUACUUUUACUUGAGUAACUUUCUAUUAAGGUAUCUAUACUUUUACUCAAGUAUCACAAUUGGAUACUUUUUCCACCACUGUACAUUUCAAUGGUCAAUUAUAGCCAUUGAUAAUGUGCAUGAUGAUAUAACACUGUCUGAAUUUGUAUUAAUUGCAGUGCACUCUGCAUAGGCUACAUUUUUUAUAUGUUUAGUGUAGCCUAUUAGUUGAAUGUGAGAGGAAUGGGGUAAAAUGUCACUCCUAAGAGAGCAUGUUUAGGUGGGUUUAUUUGAGUGCUAUCUACUCUUGUAUUAUUCAUGCCCUAAGCUCCAUGACCAUGAUUGGAGGUUGAGUGGUCUUGUUGUGAAGGAAAGGAUCAGAAAUGGCAGGAAAGGACAUGCGUGUACAUUCCUCCUACCCCCAUGGGGAUGAUAUCCAUCUACAGUCUCAUUAGAGACUUUUUCACAUUCCUCUGCCCACUGAGUGUAUAUACAGUAAUGUUGUUACUGCUCUAUUUCCUCCUCCGGAAUAGUAAACAGAGUUAACUUCUGAUCACAUUGAUCAAUUAUCCUUUUUUUUGUUUCAGGUCUAACAGCAUUGAUGAUCCAGACUACAGACUCUAAAGGUAAAACACACACACACUCAUAUACACAUACAGAAAUGUCCAUAAAUAAUGAGCUUCCCUCUUUCUCUAGGGUCUCCCAAUCUCAGAGCGGUUGUGUCUGUUUGGCCCCCAGGAUCAACCAUCUACUUAAGGGAUUCUGUGGCCCUGAGAUGCAGUGUGGAAGCAGGCGCUAACUGUUCCUGGACCUAUCACUGGUUCAGACACACACCUCACAAACUUGUGACCCCAAACGCUAGACACAUUAUCAGUGGUGACAGUUACUCCAUCACUGUGGUUGCCAAGGCUGACGGUGGUAGCUACUGGUGCCAGGCUAAGCGAAAUGGCUCAGCCACACCCUUACUCAGUGACCCCGCCCAUCUGACUGUGUCAGGUGAGACAACCUUCAGUCUAAUCACUGUUCACUGAUUGGUUGAAUGCAAUAUGCUUACUGCUAUUGGUAUCAAUGCACAGAUAACCGCAUCAAAAAUGAUUAGCCAUUUGGUGUUAUGACAUUAGUAGAGUGAGUAAUCCUGAAAAUGUCACCCCCUCUUGUUGCCCCAAUCUCUCUCGCAGAGCUUACCCCACCCUCUUUGGCAGUGAUCCCCAGCAGCCGACAGCACUUCCAAGGGGAGCGCUUCUCUCUCCAGUGCCCUGCUGUGUCUGAGAGCAACUCCACAGAGAGUAACUCCACAGACUGGACACUGUGGCAGCUCACUGACUUUGGAGUUAGGUCUGGGUGUCAGACACUAGCGGGCACUUUCUGGAAGGAGGUUCCUGGAGCAUGCAGCCUCUCCUCUCUCUACAGUGGGUUGUACUGGUGUGAGAAAGGCAAAUGGCGCAGCAACACGGUCAACAUCACAGUGAGCUGUGAGCCAUAUCUGUAUCACUGAUGAUUGAUACAUUAGCAGCAUUGUGAUCAUGUGGUUGAGGGGAAAUAAUGCCAUGUGCCUGUGGAAAUGGAGAUUAUGCAUAAGAAAGCAAGUAAGAUGCACUAUAUGUAAUGGUCUAUGGUCUAGUGUCUUCUCUUGUGUCUCACAGAUGGUUCCAUGAUCAUUGUGGGCCCUGCUCACCCUGUCACAGAGGGAGAUCAGGUGACUCUGCACUGCCGGUACUGGUUCCGCAAACCUAACCGGACCACCUUCUACAAAGACGGAGUAGAGGUUGUUUCUCUGAAUGUCACAGAGAUAACCAUUGACAAUGUGACUAGUGCAGACGAGGGCUUCUACAAGUGUGCUGAACCUGAGGAGAAGUUGGAGAGCCCAGAGAGUUGGCUGUCUGUGAGAAGUAAGACCAAACGGUUGGGCACGACUUCGGCCCAAAUAUUUUACUGCCUCCCAAUACUUCUUGAAAUACAGAUUAACUUCAUUUGACAUUGCAUUGAUGUUUGAUGCCUUUAUUUUAGGGAACUCAACCUCAGAAGAGAGAAAGACAUUGUCCUCUGAAGGUACAGUGUCUACACAUAUAACCCUUGAACCACCUCAACCCCCCUCCUCUAACACACACACAAUUUAUAUGGUUUCAAGCUUUUCCCCAUUCAGGUACCUGGAUAUGGGUGUUGCUGUCCUGUUGCAUUGUGGUUAUCCUGUUGCUUAUUCCUGUUGUUAUGUUACUGGUUCGUCACCACAGGUUAGUAGUCAUUAUCUUCAACAAAUAUCUCUGUUUACUAAACACAUUCAAUGGACAUAAAAACAAUCUGUAGUAGGCAGUAAACACUGUAUGUGUCACUAACCAGCCUGUUAUUGGGUUCAAGGUUGCGUAUGUGGUGCACCGGCAGCUGUUUCUCCUCCAAAGAAGGGCCACCCCCAGGAGAGGCACCCCAGACCAAGCAGGAUGUGACUGAGGUACAGUGGGACCUGCCCUGGAUGGAGAUGGCCAACCUGUUGGACAAGCAGCAGUACCCCGCAACUGCCAGC